AUGGAGGGUGCAUAUCUAGCUACGGCGGUUGAAAGAACACCAAAAUCACCUCGAAUGGAUAAAGGAGGAAGAGCCACUACGAGUAUAAGAAUGAGGAAGGUGUUAACCGGUUCGACGACAAAAGUCGACCAUCCGAAUAAAAUCGAACACAUCCCCAAUCUUGCGUGUGCCAUUCACACAUCCACGGGAUUGGAAAAGUCAUUGAAGCGCAUAAUUGGAUUCACUCUAACGUCCGUGGAAGCCAGCCUUAAUGACCCGAUUGAACUCCCAACGGCACCGGAAGAUAGCAUCGGUUCACCUUUGAAUAUUGGCUGUAUUAGCAUAGUUAAGAAGAUCAACGACACUAUGCCUCCUCCACUAAACCAUCAAAGGUUGAGCCACCGGUCUUUGCGCUAG
Messenger RNA from Dovyalis caffra, 396 nucleotides. NCBI's taxonomy places the organism in Eukaryota, Viridiplantae, Streptophyta, Magnoliopsida, Malpighiales, Salicaceae. The record is from the annotation of a GenBank genome assembly.